AUAAGUUGUCUUCCAAGUUUCUUUGUGUUUAUAUUUCUGAAGUUCCUAAAUCAUGGCACACAGAACAGCACCAUCUUGGUCUACCUUCACACUUAAAUGGAUUUAUGAUGUCUUCCUCAGUUUUAGAGGUGAAGACACUCGUCAAAAAUUCACUGGCAAUCUCUACAAUUCUCUGUGUGAAAAGGGAGUUCAUACUUUCAUUGAUGAUGAAGGGCUUAGAAGAGGGGAAGAAAUUACACCAGCUCUUCUCAAUGCCAUUCAAAAUUCAAGGAUUGCCAUUGUUGUUUUCUCUAAGAACUAUGCAUCCUCAACUUUUUGUUUGGAUAAACUUGUCAAGAUCCUUGAGUGCUUGAAGGAAGAAAAAGGUCGAUCAGUUUUUCCAAUAUUUUAUGAUGUGGAUCCAUCACAUGUUCGGCAUCAGAAAGGGACUUAUUCAGAAGCAUUGGCAAAACAUGAAGAAAGGUUCCCAGAUGACAGUGACAAAGUGCAAAAAUGGAGGAAGGCUUUAUAUGAAGCAGCCAAUCUAUCAGGCUGGCAUUUCCAACAUGGGUAUUCUAUACUUCCUUUUUAUUGUAUGUGUUAUAAACUGAUCUCUUUUUACAUUUUUUCAAUUCACAUGUUUUAUACAAUGGGCAGGGAGCUAGAAUAUAAGUCCAUCCGAAAAAUUGUUAAAGAGGUCUAUAAAAGGAUUAGUUGCAUUCCUUUACACAUUGCUGAUAAUCCAAUUGGGCUAGAGCAUGCAGUGCUAGAAGUGAAAUCUCUCCUUGGACAUGGUUCUGAUGUCAACAUUAUAGGAAUUUAUGGUAUUGGUGGUAUCGGUAAAACCACAAUUUCUCGUGCCGUGUAUAACUUGAUUUGUAGUCAAUUUGAAGGCACAUGUUUUCUCCUUGACAUUAGAGAAAAGGCAAUCAAUAAGCAAGGUCUUGUCCAACUCCAAGAAAUGUUACUUUCUGAAGUACUCAAGAAGAAACAUAUCAAAGUGGGUGAUGUUAACAGAGGAAUUCCAAUAAUAAAAAGGAGGCUUGAAAAAAAGAAGGUUCUUCUGGUUUUAGAUGAUGUUGACAAAUUAGAGCAGUUAAAGGUUCUUGCAGGAGAAAGUCGUUGGUUUGGCAAUGGAAGUAUAAUCAUUAUCACCACAAGAGACAAACACUUGCUAGCGACUCAUGGGGUGGUAAAAAUAUAUGAUGUUAAACCAUUAAAUGUUGCAAAGGCUCUUGAAUUGUUUAACUGGUGUGCCUUUAAAAAUCAUAAAGCUGAUCCACUUUAUGUGAAUAUUGCUAACCGUGCAGUUUCUUAUGCGUGUGGCAUUCCAUUGGCUCUGGAAGUGAUAGGUUCUCAUUUAUUUGGAAAAACGAAGAGCCUCUGGGCAAUGGGGUACGAAUGUAAUUCUGCAUUGGAUAAAUAUGAAAGAAUUCCUCAUGAAAAGAUCCAUGAAAUACUUAAAGUAAGCUAUGAUGGUUUGGAAGAAAAUGAGAAGCAAAUUUUCCUUGACAUUGCUUGUUUCUUCAAUACUUGUGGUGUGGGCUACGUCACAUCAGUGCUACGUGCUCAUGGUUUUCAUGUAAAAGAUGGUUUGAGAGUGUUGGUUGACAGAUCUCUCUUAAAGAUUGAUGCUUCUGGUUGUGUGAGAAUGCAUGAUCUAAUUCGAGACACAGGCAGAGAAAUUGUAAGGCAAGAAUCAACAGUUGAGCCUGGCAGACGUAGUAGGUUAUGGUUUGAAGAGGACAUUGUUCAUGUUUUGGAAGAAAAUACGGGAACUGAUAAAAUAGAAUUCAUAAAGCUUGAAGGGUACAACAACAUACAAGUGCAAUGGAAUGGAAAAGCCUUGAAGGAGAUGAAGAACCUGAGGAUUUUGAUUAUUGAAAAUACAACCUUUUCUACAGGCCCCGAGCAUCUGCCAAAUAGUUUGAGAGUGCUAGAUUGGAGUUGCUACCCUUCACCAUCUUUGCCUGCUGAUUUCAAUCCUAAACGAGUUGAGCUACUCCUUAUGCCUGAAAGUUGCCUUCAAAUCUUCCAACCAUACAAUAUGUUUGAAUCAUUGUCUGUGUUAAGCAUUGAAGAUUGCCAGUUCUUAACAGAUCUACCAAGCCUACGAGAAGUACCACUUUUAGCAUAUUUGUGUAUUGAUAAUUGCACCAAUUUGGUUAAAAUUGAUGGUUCAAUUGGCUUUCUUGAUAAGCUCCAACUCUUGAGUGCUAAACGGUGUAGCAAGCUAAAAAUUCUAGCACCCUGCGUCAUGUUGCCAUCUCUUGAAAUUUUGGACCUUCGGGGGUGCACAUGUCUUGAUAGCUUCCCGGAAGUAUUGGGAAAGAUGGAGAACAUAAAAGAAAUAUAUUUAGACGAGACAGCCAUAGAGACACUGCCAUGUUCAAUUGGAAAUUUUGUUGGGCUUCAACUUUUGUCCCUGAGGAAAUGCGGAAGGCUUCAUCAGCUACCAGGUAGUAUAUGUAUAUUGCCGAAAGUUAAAGUGAUUUUCGGUUUUGGGCAUGUGGUAUAUCGAUUUUGGGAAGAGAACCAAUAUGAACAAGAGUUGAGCUUAGAAGUGUCUCCAAGGUCCAUGGUUGUUGUUGAUGGUGACCUGGAUUUUACAUAUAUUGACAUGUAUUAUCCACACAUAAGUCCAAAUAAUGUCAUCCAAGUAUGCAGUCCUAAUCUGCUCUUGCAUCAUGAUUUCAUUUUGUUGUUCAAAAAGCUUGCAAGCAAGGAUGGGAGCAGAUGCAGGAAAUCGUCAAUGCAUUUCUCGUUUCGAAACAAAUUCCCCAAGAUUGCGGUAUGUUGUUCUGUAUUGCCUAGUUUGAAAAUUACCAUGAUAUUGAUUUUGAAGUUGGGCGUACUCAUCAACGGCACUAAGAUAUUUAGUUCAUCAUGUAACUACUUAUUUACACAAACAUGGAACCCAAAACUUUGGUGUGAUCUAGAAAGCAAAGCAGAGGGGAUGUUUUCAGAGCAAGAAUGGAAUGAAGCUGAGAUUUUGUUUGAGUUGGGAUACCCCACACCAUGUGCUGGAUUAACAAUGUCGCUCCACAACUUUGCUGAGGGACGUCUAAAUUGGACCCUAUUUGGUGUCUACGAGGAGGGAAAUAAUAAGGAGGAUAUUAAAUUUAAAGAUCCCAUGUCAACCUUUUCAUUCUGUAACAUGCUCAUGGAACCUCCCUCUUCAUUACCUAGUUGUUUGUACUAUGUUGUUAAAUGAAAAAGAGGUAGCGAUCGAUGGAAUGGAGAGAAAUUGAGUGAAAGGGAAAGUAGUUUCAUUAUUUGGUUUGUGAAAUUUGGAAUGGAACUUAAUGAAAGAUGAUAGAUCAUGAUUCAUUCUAUUCUAUUUUUUAACUUCGGUUUCA
Molecule: messenger RNA, 3338 nt
Organism: Glycine soja
Lineage: Eukaryota; Viridiplantae; Streptophyta; Magnoliopsida; Fabales; Fabaceae
Product: TMV resistance protein N-like
Exons: 5
Coding region: 53-3193 (1046 amino acids)
Biological process (GO): defense response; signal transduction
Molecular function (GO): ADP binding; ATP hydrolysis activity
Source: RefSeq, a predicted model, not a curated record